UUCAUCCUUCAUUUCACAAUCCCCAAUUAUUUUCUCCAAAUUUUUCCUUUCAUUCAAGAUGCAGAUCUUUGUGAAAACCCUCACCGGCAAGACCAUCACCCUUGAGGUGGAGAGCUCUGACACCAUCGAUAACGUCAAGGCUAAAAUCCAGGACAAAGAAGGGAUUCCCCCAGACCAGCAGAGGCUUAUCUUUGCCGGAAAGCAGCUCGAGGACGGGCGUACCCUCGCCGACUACAACAUCCAGAAGGAGUCCACCCUCCACUUGGUCCUCCGUCUCCGUGGUGGUAUGCAGAUCUUUGUGAAGACCCUCACGGGCAAAACCAUCACCCUUGAGGUCGAGAGCUCUGACACCAUCGACAACGUCAAGGCCAAGAUCCAGGACAAGGAGGGCAUCCCUCCGGACCAGCAAAGGUUGAUCUUUGCUGGAAAGCAACUCGAGGACGGGCGCACCCUUGCUGAUUAUAACAUCCAGAAGGAGUCAACCCUCCAUUUGGUGCUCAGGCUGCGUGGUGGUAUGCAGAUCUUCGUGAAGACCCUUACGGGCAAGACCAUCACUCUUGAGGUGGAGAGCUCUGAUACCAUUGACAACGUCAAGGCCAAGAUCCAGGACAAAGAGGGAAUUCCCCCGGACCAGCAGAGGCUCAUCUUUGCUGGCAAGCAGUUGGAGGAUGGCCGCACUCUUGCCGACUACAACAUCCAGAAGGAGUCGACCCUCCAUUUGGUCCUGAGGCUCCGUGGUGGUAUGCAGAUCUUCGUAAAGACCCUCACCGGCAAGACCAUCACCCUUGAGGUGGAGAGCUCUGAUACCAUUGACAAUGUCAAGGCUAAAAUCCAGGAUAAGGAGGGCAUUCCCCCGGAUCAGCAGAGGCUCAUCUUCGCUGGCAAGCAGCUGGAGGAUGGUCGCACCCUUGCAGACUACAACAUCCAGAAGGAGUCGACCCUGCAUUUGGUGCUCAGGCUGCGUGGUGGUAUGCAGAUCUUCGUGAAGACCCUGACGGGAAAGACCAUCACCUUGGAGGUUGAGAGCUCGGACACCAUUGACAACGUUAAGGCCAAGAUCCAGGACAAGGAGGGCAUCCCACCAGACCAGCAGAGGCUCAUCUUUGCUGGAAAGCAGUUGGAGGAUGGCCGCACCCUGGCUGAUUAUAACAUCCAGAAGGAGUCGACCCUGCACUUGGUCCUGAGGCUCCGUGGUGGUAUGCAGAUAUUUGUGAAGACCCUGACUGGGAAGACCAUCACCCUGGAGGUGGAGAGCUCUGACACCAUUGACAACGUCAAGGCCAAGAUUCAGGACAAGGAGGGCAUCCCACCAGACCAGCAGAGGUUGAUCUUUGCUGGAAAGCAGUUGGAGGAUGGAAGGACCUUGGCAGAUUAUAACAUCCAGAAGGAGUCCACCCUUCACCUUGUCCUCCGCCUCCGUGGUGGCUUCUGAAUGUUGUGAAAGUUGCUUGGUCUAUUUCCGUUGUCUGUGUCUGUUGGGUUGUGGUCAGUUUAUUCCGAAAGUUGGUGUCUGGUUUGCCGUUGUUGAAUUCCGAAGAUGAAUUACCCCCUACCACCCUAAAUAAAUCUAUCUUUCUACA
Salvia splendens (bonfire salvia) is the source of this 1580-nucleotide messenger RNA. RefSeq names its product polyubiquitin. Lineage: Eukaryota; Viridiplantae; Streptophyta; Magnoliopsida; Lamiales; Lamiaceae. Bases 59 to 1432 code for a protein of 457 amino acids. Gene Ontology annotation, molecular function: protein binding. The record is from RefSeq and is a predicted model, not a curated record. The transcript has 2 exons.